AUGAGGUUAGCGGCGAGAUGUGACGAGGUGCUAGACAAGAUGAAACGAGACGCUGCUGCGGCGGAUACACCAGCAGCUGUUGCACCGGCGCGGCGUGGCGUGGCGAAGCACGAGCUGGCUGUAGUGGACUUUGAGCAGCAUGUCGCGCGCUUCUUUGGCCCUUUGCAUGCGCGCUCUCACACCCCUCUUCCCCCACAGGCACUGAGCGCCAACUCUGGCAGCGCAGAGUUGUGGAAGGAGGUGAUUCUCCAGGCAGCCAAUAUCUUUGUGGAGCAGUGGAUGGAAGUGGGGGCAGAGCGGGAGGCGCUGGGGCGGCAUGAGACGACGUUCGAGGCAUUCACUCGUGCAAUAAAGCUGCUGCUGGGCGAUGCAGAGGCGCUCAAGAGACGAGGUGCGUGGAAUGGGGAGAGGGGAGGUAUGGAUAGCAGGAUAAGGUUUGAGUCGACUCAAAGAGCAGCACGAGAGGGCGUUCGAGGCGUUCAGUCGUGCAGUAGAGCUGUUGCCGGGUGA
Messenger RNA from Closterium sp. Naga37s-1, 510 nucleotides. The record is from the annotation of a GenBank genome assembly. NCBI's taxonomy places the organism in Eukaryota, Viridiplantae, Streptophyta, Zygnematophyceae, Desmidiales, Closteriaceae.